Colletotrichum truncatum is the source of this 1062-nucleotide messenger RNA. RefSeq names its product family carbohydrate kinase. Lineage: Eukaryota; Fungi; Ascomycota; Sordariomycetes; Glomerellales; Glomerellaceae. The record is from RefSeq and is a predicted model, not a curated record.
AUGGUCGUAAUCGAUGAGAUCCACUUCCACGGCGGUCGAGUCCUACGUGACGUGCCCGGCGGUUCCGGAUUUUACAGCACGUUGGGCGCCCGUCUUGCUGUCCCACAGAGUGAGAGCAAGACCAUUUGCUGCCUCAUCCCUGCCGGCGACGACUUUCCCUCCUCUGCGAUAAGCCAGAUCCAAGACUGGGGGGUUGAGGUGAAGCUGCAGAAGAUUGCGGGAAGCCCGUCCACGCGGGGAUUGCUAUGCUACAAAGAUGAUGUUUUUGGAGACAAGACAUUCCGAUAUACAUCACCGCCCCUCCGUCCGGAUCUCUCCAAGCUGCCUGAAGCUCUCCUCCGCUCGUCCGCCAUUCAUACAUUGGCUUCACCAGAGGAUCUCGCGUCGCAAACUGAUACCUUGAAAACGCUACGUGGCAUGUCGACGACAACCCAGCCGCUGAUCGCGUGGGAACCCUCGCCUCUCCAUUGCAAGGGUGCAUGGAAAGACCACCUGGACGUCGCAGGCCGCGUUGGCGUGGUAUCUCCAAACGACAACGAAGUAACGGCGAUGCAGGGCACCGGGUUAGGCACACCGUAUAGCAGGUCGCGGGUCGAGGCCGCCGCGUCGAUGAUCUCGGGCGACUGGGACACGGAUGAGAUGCUCGAGAGGCGCUGGGUUACGGUCGUGAGAUGCGGCGAGCACGGGUGCCUCGUCAUCCCGCGGUGCGCCGACCCCCUGUGGCUGCCGCCGUAUCACGAUAUCGGGUCUGAGAAGGUCGUCGACGCGACGGGCGCGGGGAACGCUUUCCUGGGUGCGUUUGCCGUUGCGUUUGAGAAGAUGGGCGACGAGGUGCUCGCUUCGGCGUACGGUGCUGUCGCGGCUAGUUUUGUGAUUGAGCAGGUCGGACCGCCUGGGAGGGAGGUGGUUGAUGGACGGGAGGUUUGGAACGGGGAGGAGUUCGAGGCGAGGUUGAGCGGGUAUAAAGACAAGCUUGCGUCGUGGGAUACAAGGGUGGAAAGUCGAGAUUUGUUCAAGAGGAACCCGGAGUGGCGUGGACGAUGGGGAGUGUUGUUUGGAUAG